Messenger RNA from Podarcis muralis (Common wall lizard), 1916 nucleotides. It is a transcript of the gene VPS37C, whose product is annotated as VPS37C subunit of ESCRT-I. Gene Ontology annotation, cellular component: ESCRT I complex. Gene Ontology annotation, biological process: ubiquitin-dependent protein catabolic process via the multivesicular body sorting pathway; protein targeting to membrane; protein targeting to vacuole. The record is from RefSeq and is a predicted model, not a curated record. Lineage: Eukaryota; Metazoa; Chordata; Lepidosauria; Squamata; Lacertidae.
AGAAGAGUGGAGCUGCGUCCUCCCGCUUCAUUCGAGUGGAGGGUGUGUAGGUGUGAGAGGGGAGUCCUCUGUGCGAGCGGCACCUUCCCCGCCACCUGCUCCCGGUGGGCAGGAUCCCACCCCCCGCCCUGUGGAUCUGAGCGAUGGAGGGUGGUAGACGCUUGGCUUCUGAAAUGGCAAGAGAGGGAACUGGGGCUUGUGCUCUUCUGGGAGCCACGCCUUCCCUGAGAGGGGACUCUCCUCCUCCUCCUCUUAGAUACUGAUGCAGGAUCCUCAGAGCCAAACCUGUGAAAUGUUUUGCUUCAACAAGAGGUAGAAGAGCUACUGCCAGAGGUAUUAAUGAGCCUCCUAAAUGAUGAUGGCAUUCAGAGACAAGACUGUGGAUGAGCUGAAGGAGCUGCAGGACAAUUCAGAGGAGAUUGAACGCUUGGCACUGGAGUCUAAUGAGGUUCAGGAUGUCCAGUUGGAAAGGGAGAUGGCUUUGGCCACAAAUCGCAGUCUGGCAGAGCGGAACCUGAAGUUUCAGGAACCCCUCGAAACAGGACGUGCAAACCUCUCAGACAAAUAUCAAGAACUGCAGAAGCUGGUCGAGCAAUGCCAGGAGCAAAAGGCAAAACUGGAGAAAUUCUCAGCAGCGAUGCAGCCUGGCACCCUGUUAAAUCUUCUGGAGGUAGAAGGGCAGAAAAUCGAAGAAGAAUCUGAGAUGAUGGCUGAAAAGUUCCUGGAGGGCGAAGUGCCUCUGGAGACAUUCCUGGAGCAGUUUUCCUCCAUGAGGAAGUUGUCCCAUCUACGGCGGGUGAAAGUGGAGAAGCUUCAGGAAGUGUUGAGGAAGUCUCAGUCUUCCCAAGAGCCAGCCAGAAGCUCUGCGUUCAACCACCAGCAUCCUUCCACAAUGCCUUCUGGGCCUGCAAACCAGCAGCCACAGAAUAGCCUGGCUGGGGGACUACCCUAUCCUUUACCUUACAGUCUAUCCCCUUGCAUGCCCACCGGCCCUUCAGCUCACGGAGCUCUCCAGCCAGCUUCUUUUCCAGGAGCACCUGUUAUGGUGGGACAUGUCACCUCCUCUCAGCCAAGUAGCCAACCCCCGUUUCCGAAUAGAUCACCUUCGGGUCCUGGGUACCCACCUGUCUCAUCUAGCAGUUCAUUACCCCAGCCUCAGGUAGGAGACCCAUCUGCAUCCUCUGGGUACUCUUGGUCUCCCUCCAGAGCACCCCCUUCUGGACCAGGAUACCCUCAGCCCCCCGUUAGGGCCCUAUCUACAGGACCAGGAUACCCACAGUCUCCAUUUUUUCCACCAGCGGGAAGGCCCCAGUGCCCUUAUCCUACCCAGCCUCCAGUGCCUAGCUACCCCAUCCCUUCCCAGCCUCCAUAUCCCACAGGUCCAAGCCCACCAUUUGGGUAUCCUCCACCACCGCCCCUGCCCCCUCAGGGCCCUUCUUGGCCAGGAUACUAGUCUCCGUUCCCAGACAGUAUUCUUUUUCAUAGCAGCCUGAUGAAUUGAUUUUUGCUAGCUACUGAAGCCCAAGAUGAAAACUUGGGUGCAUCCUCUUGAGAGACAUACUUCCGUAAGCAUUAUAUUGAUGGCAUGUGUGGUUUGAUGCUGUAAGAGUUGGAAAGGAACGGCUGUGUGGGAUGGUUCCAUUUCCUGAGUAUCAGCAGGCAAUGACUGUUGGCAGCCUUCAGUGGCCAGCUGUACUGACUAAGCAGUCCGUCCAAGCCAUAGUAUAAAAUACAAAUCUAGGCCCAGACACUUAGCUGACGUAUACUGGCAUUGUUCCAAGUAAGCCGCUUACUAGCUGCAGCUUGGAUCUGGUCCUGUGCGUGUGUUGGUGUGCUCAUGACUGUGUGUGUUGUUUUCUACUUUACUACAUUAGAGUAUCUAUAAUACAUAAAUAAAAUGAAUUCUGCUCACUUUA